AUGUGGGUCAACAAAAUCAUCAAGCCAUCCGCCGCGGCCGCAGCCACCAUGAAGGGCAACCUCGUGUAUUGUAUUUGGAUCGCCUUGUCCCUUGUUACGUGGUCUGCCAUUGCUGUACAUCUUGCUUUGUCUUUCGGCAUCUUCUCACUGAAAAGUGUGCAUGCCAUUUUGACUGGUUUGAUCCGUCUGAUCGACGGUGGAUUUGGCUUGCGCAAGAGGGUUGUCGUGCUCUCACCCUCGCCCAAGAAGAGAGCUCCCCAUCCUGUCACCAACACUCGUGAACAGCAUCUUUGGAGCCGCGUUUUGGAUAUCGAUGGCCUUCCAUCCGGUCGAAUUGGAAACGUCUCAUUCCGGAUCAAGUUGUUUGAUGGAAGAAGAGCUCACUAUCAGGGUGAUCUCCAGCUCGAACGCUUUGGAUCCACGAUGCUUCAUCGUCUUCGCUACAGCGUCUUCGAGACUCUAACUGAUGAACUUGGUUCCAGUUUCCCAGGUGACAAACGGGAUGGAUGUUUGUACCUUCCACUCGAUGGUCGAGUCAAGAUGAAGGACUUGUACGGGAAGAGCAAAAGAAAGAGCAUGAAAGUCCUCUCUUUGAUGGCCGACUAUGACUACAACUGCGACAACCUUGCCUGUAUUCAGAUUACAAUUGAAAUGGGGCAUCGUGCUGAGUAUAUGAGCGCAGCAUUACGCUUUCAGACUGACUUGGAGACGGCUGUGAUGGGAGGCAACGAUGCUGAGGAAGACUUGGAGCAUGCUGAAUAGCCUUGGUUUUGAUUGCUCCAGUACGAUGGCGGUACCGCCUUUUAGCAUUUUCGAUCAAUAUAUGGCUGUUAGUCGCAGCUAUGCCACUCGACAGGAUGCCGGA
Messenger RNA from Seminavis robusta, 865 nucleotides. The record is from the annotation of a GenBank genome assembly. Lineage: Eukaryota; Bacillariophyta; Bacillariophyceae; Naviculales; Naviculaceae.